AUGGAGAACCAUACAUACAAUGAGCAUGUUCUCCUCCUAGAAGGGUUAAACGUCACCCACCAGUCCUCCUACCCUGCCUUCAUCAUCCUCCUUGUCAUCUACAUCUUCACAAUGGUGGCCAACAUCGGCCUCACAGUGCUCAUCUGCAUGGAGAGGAGCCUGCACCAGCCCAUGUACAUCCUCCUUUGCAACAUGUCUUUCAACGAUGCUCUCAGUAUCACAACCUUCAUACCUCGAGUGCUGAGUGAUAUUUUCAAAGCAAGUGCAGAAAGAUAUAUUACCUAUGUUGAGUGUGCCAUACAAGCAUUCUGCGGUCACAUGUUUGCUACGACCGGACAUACAAUACUAAUGAUCAUGGCUUUUGACAGGUAUAUGGCCAUCUGCAACCCUUUGCGAUACGCCACCAUCAUGAACAACACAAUGCUGGUAAAACUGUGUGUGUUUGCCUGGGGUGUGGCCUUUCUCUUUGUGGCGGUCCUUAUAGGUCUCUCUGUCCGCUUAUCACGCUGCCGGUCAAACAUUUUCAACCCUUUCUGCGACAACGCUUCGUUAUUCAAGCUCUCCUGUGAGAGUGUGCUUAUAAAUAACAUUUAUGGACUAUUUUUCACCACUAUCUUCUUCAUCACCUCCAUGGGGAGUGUGGCUCUGACAUACAUUAGAAUCGCCAUGGUGUGUGUGAGGAGUAAGAGCAAGUCGCUGAACAGCAAAGCUCUGCACACCUGUUUCACACACCUGGCUGUAUACCUCAUUAUGCUGAUGACAGGUUUCAUCAUUGUCUUUCUUCAUCGGUACCCACAGUGGUCAAACCACAGGAAAAUGGCGUCCAUUAUAUUUCCUCUGGUUGCUCCUUGUCUUAACCCAAUUAUCUAUGGGCUGCAGUCCAAAGAGAUUUACAAAGUGGGAAAGAAUAUGUUCCAGUCCAAGAUUAUGUCUCUUCGAUUGUAA
This is a messenger RNA of Salvelinus namaycush (lake trout), 945 nucleotides long. RefSeq names its product olfactory receptor-like protein COR4. Gene Ontology annotation, biological process: G protein-coupled receptor signaling pathway. Lineage: Eukaryota; Metazoa; Chordata; Actinopteri; Salmoniformes; Salmonidae. The transcript has a single exon. Gene Ontology annotation, cellular component: membrane. The record is from RefSeq and is a predicted model, not a curated record. Gene Ontology annotation, molecular function: G protein-coupled receptor activity; olfactory receptor activity. Bases 1 to 945 code for a protein of 314 amino acids.